GGCGGGCCUGCCCAGCGAGUGAGGCGGGCGCGCAUGCCCAUUCACCUCUUUCCCCCCCCCUCCCGUUCCUGACAGUCUCGUUCAAGGUGAUUUUGGAUACCGUUUGAAGAGCUGCUAUGGAAAAAUGGAGCUUAAUGACAAUUGCUGCAUUACUAGGACUUAUUGUCCGUUGGACUGUAUCACUUGGUUCUUAUUCAGGUGCAGGAAAGCCACCUAUGUUUGGAGACUAUGAAGCUCAGAGACACUGGCAAGAAAUCACCUACAAUCUACCAAUCAAACAUUGGUACUUCAACACCAGUGACAAUAAUCUGCAGUAUUGGGGCCUUGACUAUCCACCUCUAACUGCUUAUCACAGUCUUUUGUGUGCUUAUGUAGCCAAAUUAAUAGAUCCAAAUUGGAUUGCUCUGCAUACAUCCCGUGGAUAUGAAAGUCAGCGACACAAGUUAUUUAUGCGUACAACAGUUCUUGUUGCUGAUUUGCUGGUUUACAUUCCUGCAGUAAUCUUGUACUGUUGUUACUUAAAAGAUACUUCAACUAAGAAAAAGAUUUCUAGUGCUCUCUGCAUAUUGCUUUAUCCAGGUCUUAUUCUGAUUGAUUAUGGACAUUUUCAGUAUAAUGCUGUGAGCCUUGGCCUUACUUUAUGGGGAGUGCUUUGCCUGUCAUAUGAUUUGGACAUUUUGGGCUCGAUAGCCUUUUGCUUAGCUCUUAACUACAAACAAAUGGAGCUUUACCAUUCUUUGCCCUUCUUUUGCUAUCUGCUAGGAAAGUGCUUCAGAAAAGGCCUGAUGGGGAAGGGGUUAUUCUUAUUAAUAAAACUGGGGUUUACUGUCGUUGUUUCUUUUGCCCUCUGUUGGCUCCCAUUUUGGACAGACGUCAAACAAAUUUUGCAAGUGCUCAGAAGGCUCUUUCCAGUUGAUAGAGGUUUGUUUGAGGAUAAAGUAGCCAAUAUUUGGUGUACCAUAAGUGUCCUUUUCAAAAUAAAGACAUAUCUGUCAGCAGAAACACAGUUUAAACUGAGCUUUGCUUUAACAUUCCUGACUGUACUUCCAAGUUGCAUAAAAUUAACUCUGCAGCCUUCUCUCAAAGGAUUCAAAUAUGGUUUGGUUAGCUGUGCACUGUCCUUCUUUUUGUUCUCAUUCCAAGUGCAUGAAAAAUCCAUUCUUCUAGUUUCAAUUCUUAUGUGCUUAGUUAUAAAUGAAAUUCCUUUUAUGUCUACAUGGUUUCUACUUGUUUCUACAUUCAGCAUGCUUCCUCUUCUCUUGAAGGAUGGCCUGCUCUUGCCUUACACUGUGACGACGUUGGCUUUUUUCACAGCGUGCAUAACUUCUUUUUCAAUAUUUGAAAAGACUUCUGAAGAUGACCUGCAGCUGAAAAUCCUUUCUUCUUCCAUUAGAAGAUACAUUUCUUGGUUUAAGGCAUUUCCCGAUAUUAUGAAGAAUUUAUUCCUUGUCUCAAUAACUCUGAUGGGCAUCCUGACUUUAAUGAGUGCUACGUUGGAUCCUCCACAGAGGCUACCAGAUUUAUUUCCUCUAGCUGUCUCUGCUGUAUCCUGCUUGCACUUUCUAUUCUUCUUGCUAUAUUUUAAUGUGAUUGUAAUAUGGGAAUCAAGAGAAAGCAGAAAUCAGAAAAAAACCAAUUAGUUCAAAGUGCCAACAUGCAAAACUAAUGACAAGUUAAUCGGACCUAGAAUUGGAAGUGUUAAAUCACUUCACUAUUUCAUGUAUUUUUUGGGGAAAUGCACAGAAAAAUGUUUACAUUUCAAUUUGUAAUGUUUGAGGAAAGCAAUUGUCCCAAACAAAAGGAGUUAGAAGUGAACUUCAUAUUUUGUAAGCAGUAAAAAUGAAUUGUAAUACUUGAUGAUGUGUUCAAAAUGAAAAGGCUGAUGUGUCUUUCAACUGAAAAUAAUUCAGGAACAACUUGGCAAACGGUGCCAGUUUAAUUUAAAUAAAUAAAACCGCUGGAUUAAUUUAAUAGUAUGAGUGUAUCAGAUUGAUGCAGUUCCAAAAAUGAAUGUGUUAGUGAUACAGAGGUAUAUGUUACAUCAGUCACUCAUGUCUGAGACUACUAAAUGCUAUCUCUUACAGCCUAUCUGAUUACAUACAUUAAACUGCCUUGUACAAUAUUUCACCGUGCUCCAUAACAUAUGCUUAAAAUCAUCAAGGUCACUACACUUAUAUUCAUGAUUCAGUGUCAUGGCUCAUGCUUACAUGACAGUCUUAUUUUGGCAUUAACCUCUAUACGAGCUGAAGUCCAUAACGAGUUCCAAGGUACCGUAGUGACUAACAUUUUUCAUACAUAUCCAUAUGUGAGCAUCACACUGAAGCAGAUUUUAUAGUCAAAACAUCAUCAGCCUUUAUAUAUAUAUUUAUUCUAAUUCAGCACUUCAACAGGAAUAGAUGUGGCAGAGCAUAUCAUCCAGAAGAACUUAAAUCCUAUUGUGCAGUCAGUUUUUGUAAUGUUCUUCUAGUAAUUUUGAAAUUUCAAUUCAGAGGUUGUUUUUAAUGAAAUGGUUACAAAAUAAAUUACAUGGCUAUCCA
Messenger RNA from Pogona vitticeps (central bearded dragon), 2537 nucleotides. It is a transcript of the gene ALG6, whose product is annotated as ALG6 alpha-1,3-glucosyltransferase. Gene Ontology annotation, cellular component: endoplasmic reticulum membrane. The record is from RefSeq and is a predicted model, not a curated record. Gene Ontology annotation, biological process: protein N-linked glycosylation; dolichol-linked oligosaccharide biosynthetic process. Lineage: Eukaryota; Metazoa; Chordata; Lepidosauria; Squamata; Agamidae. Gene Ontology annotation, molecular function: dolichyl pyrophosphate Man9GlcNAc2 alpha-1,3-glucosyltransferase activity.